This is a messenger RNA of Entamoeba dispar SAW760, 384 nucleotides long. RefSeq names its product syntaxin-61, putative. The record is from RefSeq and is a predicted model, not a curated record. Gene Ontology annotation, cellular component: membrane. The transcript has 2 exons. NCBI's taxonomy places the organism in Eukaryota, Evosea, Mastigamoebida, Endamoebidae. Gene Ontology annotation, molecular function: SNAP receptor activity. Bases 1 to 384 code for a protein of 127 amino acids. Gene Ontology annotation, biological process: intracellular protein transport.
AUGUCAAAACAACCAAGAAUGUCUACUCAACAAGAAAUGGAAUUAAAUGAUUACAUGAGGGAAGAGAAUGAUUUUUUUAUUGACAAUGAAAAGAAGAGACAAGAAAAAAUCAUAAAAAAACAAGACGAACAAUUAGAUAAGUUAAGCGAGAACAUUAAUACAGUCCAUGAAGUUAGUUUAAUUAUUAACGACGAAAUUUCUCAACAAGACCAAAUCAUUAAUGAGGUUUCUGAUAAAGUUGAUCAUACUGACUCAAGAAUUGUUUCAACAAGAAAAAAAAUUGACCAGGUCAUAGAAAAGAGUAGUAAUUGGAAAAUAGGACUUGUUAUUGGUGUCUUAAUAGUUGUUCUCAUUAUUAUUAUUAUUCUUAUUUUCAUCUUAUAA